AUGGGCUCAAGAGACCGCGGUCGAGCUGCCCCUGUUCGUGCAGGCGCGCCUGCAUCGGCCUCUCAGGCCCAAAGGGAGGCAAAGGAGAUUGAAGAAUGCGAAAAGAUUGUGCGCUUUCGCGAUGCUAUCCUCGCAGGCAAUCACCCAUCCAUCAAGCUUCCCCCUGGCCUCAAGGCCUUGUCCACCCCCCUCCCCACCUUCGCGAGACCACCAUCAGAGCCUGGCGAAGUAGACACACGGCCCGAAGCUGCGCAGAAGCUUGCUACAGGCAAACAGGAUCAGACUCCCAGUGUGUCGCAGCCUCAGCCUCCCGCUGACGCUCGCGCUCCUCAGGCGACUGGUCCCCAACACCCAAAGCCAUUCGCAAACAGGACGACAGAGAUCAAUCCCAUUCUACUUGAAAAGUCUGACGAGCUCGUGAGAGCUGAGAUCCAGCUGCAGAGGCAGAGGAUCGAGCGGUCUCUGAAAGACGACAUCGAACAGCGUCGCGCCUCAAAGCAAGUGCAAGCAGAGCCUGUCAUUGAGUUUGAUCUAUCUGAUGUGCUCGCCAAGGCCUUGACUCUUGUUCAAGCCACUACUAUACCUUUUUCCGCCAACGGAGACUUGAGUGCUAAUCAUGAAGCUGCAAGUGAUUCUUUUGACGAUAACACCUUUUACUCUUCGAAGCAUGACACGCCCGAGUCCAACCUGACCUCGCGCGUGCGCCACUCGUCUGAUGAGGCCAUGGUGACGGACGACCGCAGGCCAUCUCUGCCACGGUCUCAUGCCAGCACGGGCUAUGGUAAUAUCGCGGCACCCUCUGCGUCUGCGAAUGGUCACUAUGCUGCAGGACCCCCUUCCCGACCUUCAACCCAAGUCCCCGCUGCUGCUCCGGCUGCUGCUCCUGCUCCUGCUCCGGUUCCAGCCCCGCCUCUGGUGACAAGUACCACCGCGAGUCGGCCCCAGCAGGUGCGGGUUCCUGGGCUUCACAUACUGGCCAACAGCGGAAUCUCUCCAGCUACACAGGCUCCAGCCAUCACUGCGCGCACAGAGCCGGUCCGGGAGUUGCAAGCCGAGACUGAUGACUCAGGGGACAGCGCUUUGCAGUACGACCCGGCUCGGCCUGCGCUGCCACCAGGCCCUCCCGUUGUUCGAAACCAUGACUUGAUACCUGUUGCUCCUCAGCCAGCAAAGAUUGCACCUCUGACUGUUGUCAAUGCUCAGACGCCUGUCAUUGAUUCAACAUUAGCCGCUUCUCUUGGUACGUCGGCGCAGGUGGCGGCACUCAGACACGGACUCGACGUCCCUGCCAGCUCCGAGAGCUCUUCUCAGGGCGCCAAGGAGACAGAGAGGAAGAGGGGAAAGAAGAAUAAGAGGAAGGCCGACCGGCAAGCGCUCGAGGCACAGGCCGGGCCAAGUAUCAAAGUUGAGCCUCGUUCACAGUCGCCCAUGACAGCUCCAGCAUACAACAGACCCAGCAAACGGCAACGACACUCCCAGGCACAUGCUAAUGAUUCUGGACAAUCUGAGCCGAGAUACGCCCAGCCUCCACCGAACGCAGCCUAUGAGCAACCGCCGCCACAGGCGUUUCCAAGCGAGCGAGCUCCUGCAACCUACCAUGAACCCGGCCCCGCACAAUAUCUGCCUCACUCCGCGUCGAUACGUGGUGAGCCAGCGGGAGCCCCAAACCCCAACAGCCUUUAUGAUCCUCGCGUGCCUGGUGAGAGCUACGCCCGCCCUGCUCCCCUUGGCGAGAGCUAUAUGCGUCAGCCUCAGACACGCGAUCCGGUUUCCUAUUCCAUUCCACCACCCAGAGAGGUUCAUGGUCCUGCCGCAGUGCCACAAGUUAUUUCUUACGAUUCAUACCGGGAGCCCAUUCGCAUCUAUCGGGAACCUCUUGAGGGGGCCCGCGCAAGUGUACGCCCAGAGGGUGAGUCUUUUAUAGUCCCCCCACGGCCACCGACGCGGGUCAUGGUCGAUUCGUAUGGGCGGGAGUUUGUCGAGCCUCUGAUUUCCUCCGCCCGGCAAUCUGUUGCCCCCAUGCCUCGAUCUGGAGAACCGGAGGUGAUUUACGAGCGAUUGCCACCCCGGACUUUGUCGAACAACCUCGGGCCUGCGCCGCACAACGAAGGCAACGUGGUAUAUGCCAGACCGCUUUCGAUCUACGAUCCAGUCAGAAGAGUAUAUGUCUCUGAGCCGGAGUAUCCUUACGAGCAUAGGGACGGUCAGUUUAGCGAUCACCAGCUGCAGCAGCGAGGAUAUAUUCAGAUUGUGAGGUCCCAUGAUGGCAGGAUCAUCGAAGAACGACCGGCGGAGUACGUGCCACGAGGGCCCAGCUACCGGCCGCCUGAGCGGAUGCGCUUCGAGCCGGCCCAGCCAUACAUCCGUAUGCACAGCGCACGUCCCGAGGCUCCUGGCAGAGAAUACAGCGGGAAUGUCCACAUGGAUGGCCGUCACCCUGAAGGCCCACAAGCAUACUCCAGAGAGUACGGCAGUAGCCCCAUGCAACGAGCUCCGACGAUUCAUCGGGAGUACAGCAUGCGGCCCCCUGAACGGUAUCAUGAGCCCCAGGGAGGAGCCCCCAGAGGAACGGACGAGAUCGCCUUUAUCGAGCGGCCUCGUGGAGCGUCUCGGGAAAUUGUCUACGUUGAUGACGUCAGGAGAGAGGUUUAUCGGUGA
Trichoderma citrinoviride is the source of this 2658-nucleotide messenger RNA. RefSeq lists its product as hypothetical. Lineage: Eukaryota; Fungi; Ascomycota; Sordariomycetes; Hypocreales; Hypocreaceae. The record is from RefSeq and is a predicted model, not a curated record. The coding region runs from base 1 to 2658 and encodes 885 amino acids. The transcript has a single exon.